This is a messenger RNA of Colossoma macropomum (tambaqui), 3044 nucleotides long. It is a transcript of the gene mmp2, whose product is annotated as matrix metallopeptidase 2. Gene Ontology annotation, molecular function: zinc ion binding; metalloendopeptidase activity. The transcript is spliced from 13 exons. The record is from RefSeq and is a predicted model, not a curated record. Gene Ontology annotation, cellular component: extracellular matrix. Bases 167 to 2140 code for a protein of 657 amino acids. NCBI's taxonomy places the organism in Eukaryota, Metazoa, Chordata, Actinopteri, Characiformes, Serrasalmidae. Gene Ontology annotation, biological process: extracellular matrix organization; response to hypoxia; tissue remodeling.
GGCGCAGCUGUUUUGUGCAGAGCUGUGGGUCAGGAUGUGCAGUUGAGGAGCGGAGCUGUGCAGGCGCUGAGACAGAACGGCUCGCAGUUUCAGAGCGCACGGUGCAUCGCCGUGUAGAACGCGCUGCUCUGCUCUUCCAGCCAAGGCUCCUCGAUAACGGCUCGAAAUGAAGUGCUUCACGUUUUCCAGCUGCCGGCAUUUUGUGCUGAAAGCUUUCCUGGUGCAAGUCCUCGCGUCUCUGGGAACUUUCGCUGCGCCUUCGCCCAUUAUCAAGUUCCCCGGAGAUGACUCUGUACCACGGACAGACAAAGAAGUAGCCUUGCACUAUCUGAAUAAGUUCUAUGGCUGCCCGGAGGACCGAUGCAACUUGAUGGUCCUGAAGGACACACUGAAGAAGAUGCAGAAGUUUUUUUCUCUUCCAGAGACAGGGGAGAUUGACCAGAGGACAGUUGAGAUUAUGAAGAAGCCACGUUGUGGAGUCCCAGACGUUGCCAAUUAUAAAUUCUUCCACAGAUCACCCAAGUGGGAAAAGAACGGCAUUACAUACAGGAUCCUGGGCCAUACUCCUGACCUGGACGAGGAGACGAUUGAUGAUGCAUUCUUCCGUGCUUUUAAAGUCUGGAGUGAUGUUACUCCUCUCACCUUCACACGCAUCAUGGACGGAGAGGCUGACAUCAUGAUCAACUUUGGCCGCAACGAGCAUGGUGAUGGUUAUCCAUUUGAUGGGAAGGAUGGUCUCCUGGCCCACGCAUUUGCUCCUGGACCCGGAAUUGGAGGAGACUCGCAUUUUGAUGAUGAUGAACAGUGGACUCUGGGAGAAGGGCAAGUUGUAAAGGUUAAGUUUGGUAAUGCAGAAGGAGAGUUCUGUAAGUUUCCAUUCCUCUUCAUGGGGCAAGAAUACACCAGCUGCACAUCUCAGGGACGUGAUGAUGGUUUCCUCUGGUGCUCCACAACCUACAACUUUGAUGAGGACGGAAAAUACGGCUUCUGCCCACAUGAGCUGCUGUUUACACUGGGUGGAAAUGGAGAUGGAGCCCCCUGUAAAUUCCCUUUCACAUUCCAAGGGGAGAAAUAUGACAGCUGCACCACGUCAGGUAGAGAUGAUGGGUACCGUUGGUGUGCCACUACCGAGGACUAUGACCGGGACAAGACCUAUGGCUUCUGCCCUGAGACUGCUAUGUCGACAGUUGGAGGGAACUCUGAAGGUGCUCCCUGUGUCUUUCCAUUCACUUUCCUGGGCAAAACCUAUGACUCAUGCACUACCUCCGGCCGUAGUGAUGGGAAAAUGUGGUGCGCUGUCACCAAGAGUUUUGAUGAUGACCGCAAGUGGGGUUUCUGUCCUGAUCAAGGCUACAGUCUCUUUCUGGUGGCAGCUCAUGAAUUUGGCCAUGCUUUGGGCCUGGAGCACUCUGAAGACCCUGGUGCUCUCAUGGCUCCCAUCUACACCUACACUAAGCACUUCAGGCUGUCCAACGAUGACAUCAGAGGCAUCCAGCACCUCUACGGUGUGCCAACAGACAAGCCUCUUCCGCCCACUCAGGGUCCAGUCACUCCUAUGGAUAUCUGCAGUGAGAACAUCAUAUUUGAUGCUAUAGCACAGAUCAGAGGAGAGACCUUCUUCUUUAAGGACAGGUUCCUCUUCAGGAGUCCUAAUCAACAAACAAAGCCAACAGGCCCGCUGUUGGUGGCCACAUUCUGGAGUGAGCUCCCUGAGAAGAUAGAUGCUGCCUAUGAAAACCCUCUGGAGGAAAAGACAGUGUUCUUUGCAGGUGAUGAAAUGUGGGUGUAUUCGGCCAGUACUCUGGAAAGGGGCUAUCCUAAGAAGAUCUCUUCCAUGGGCCUACCAACAGACCUGCACCGCGUAGAUGCAGCCUAUUCCUACCACAAGAGCAAGAAAACAUAUCUGUUCUCUGGAGACAAGUUCUGGAGGUACAAUGAAGCCAAGAAGAAGAUGGAUCCAGGCUUUCCCAAACUUAUUGCUGAUUCCUGGAAUGGUGUUCCUGAUGAUUUGGACGCUGCCUUCAGUAUGAACGGAAAGGGCCACAGCUACUUCUUCAAAGACUCCCACUAUCUGAAAAUGGAUGAGAGCCUGAAGAUCGUCAAAGUUGGCGAGGUGAAAACGGACUGGCUGCGUUGCUGAGCAACAGCACAAUCCUGAGCCACAAGGUGAACUUUAACCUUGGGUCACCACAUCACAUUCCACCAUGGUCAGACUGUUCUCUCCCUCAGCCUGGUGAGGACACUCUAGCCUUAGCUAGCCUGUGAGGCUUUAUCAUAGUCAUUAAGCUCUGGGUCUCUUCCGUAAUGGAACAUGGCUAACACCAGAGAGAUAAUAAAACCAUUUUGUAUUGUUAUACUGUGUGAUAUUUGCUGUUUAUUUUCAUUGUUAAAGUGUUUUUUGUUUCUUUUUUUGGCCUCUUUAAAAGAAAAAAAAAAUCAUUUGUGUAUUACCAUAUUUGCAAAGACAUCAGGUAUGUCCCCACUGAACAUUCAUGCAGUUUUUGCCUCAUUGUAGUAUAGUUAUUGUCACUUAAACUGGAUUCAUUCAAGUAGGACUGCACAAGUACAAUUAUGAGGGCAACAGUGUGAGCAAUGUUUCAGAAAUGUUUUGAAAAGCAUUCACAAUAAUCACGUUAAAUGGAUUGUGGAAAAGUAAAGUAAUCUGACGCAGUUCUUUUAAAUGUAUAUCAGAUACAAGUUUUACAUUUCAUAAGCGAUAGCACUUUGUACAUUGAUUCUAAUUGUGUUCUGCAGUAACACAGAGACCAAACAUAUCAGUAGCACACAAAGUUUUACUUCUCGUCUGUCUUUGAUUCCUUUCAUGAGAGUAUUUCAUGACGUCAUUCAGGGCACGGGUUGCCUGAGAUUGUAUAGGGGUUUGUGGCAUGAUGGACUCAUGACUAGAAAGUAUCAUGAAAAUGCUGUUGAUUAAUCGUAUGUACUAUUAUUUUUAUCUUUUGAGUUGGCAUUAUAAUUUUUUUUUAUUUGCUUUGUGCACUUUGUCACUACAUGUAAUUCUGAAAAUAAAGACAGAUUGUCUAAUA